AUGUACGUGGUAUUAUUUCAGAAAACUAUUGCAGCCAUCAAUGAACGAAACACGUUUCAUCUAGAACGACGUAAUAUAUCGGUGUUAUUAACAUGUAACACUUGUUUUGCUGCACUUCUCACAUGUAUUACAAUUUGUGUAAUAACUGGUUCAAAUUUAUCCACAGGAUUUUUAAUUUAUAAUGUUGACUUUUGUUGUGUUUGGGGUUUACUCUAUGAUAUAUUUGAAUGUUCAAUUUAUCAUAGCUAUUAUUUACAAUCAUUCUAUCGUCUAUGUCGUGUUGUUUUCUAUAAAAGGAAAUCACUGUUAUCCUAUUUAUUAUAUGUUAUAUUGAUCGUUGGUCAGUGGCUAUUGAUAUUUUGCCUGCUUUUACCACCGCUUUUCAUCAAAUGGUAUACUCAGUUACCUACGGAGAAAUAUUGUCUUAUUCCAUACACAGAUGUUAACGCAGAGAUAUAUCACAUUAUUAUCCUAUAUAGUAUUCCGUUAGCCUGUAUUUCAGUGAGCUAUUUAUGGAUAACAAUAUUUAUGCGUUCGUCGCGCACAUCAUCAAUUAUUAUGGCAACGCAACAACGACAACGAAAUUUAAGAGAUUUAACAGUUAUAAAACGAAUUAUAAUGUUGAUGUCAAUUUUAAUAUCCUUACGCUUGCCAACAAUUAUUUUUAUGGUGUACGGAAUCAUUGCUGGACAAUUAUAUGGGUUAACAUAUGGCAUAGUUGGCUUAAUUACAUCAGCAUGUCUAAUAUUUAUCGGAUUGAUAACAAUUUAUAUAACACCACAAAUACGAAACAAUAUAUCUAUUUUCCUUAUUUAUCGUGAUAAUCGAGUACAACCAACACCACUAAAAAACUUGGAAAUGCGGCGAGCAAGGGAUCGUAAUAUUACUACUUCUCGACAAAACCAAUUGACGAGUACACUAGAGGAUGUUGUUGCAGAACAGAAUCUUUAA
Messenger RNA from Didymodactylos carnosus, 951 nucleotides. NCBI's taxonomy places the organism in Eukaryota, Metazoa, Rotifera, Eurotatoria, Philodinida, Philodinidae. The record is from the annotation of a GenBank genome assembly.